Messenger RNA from Talaromyces proteolyticus, 414 nucleotides. RefSeq lists its product as uncharacterized. The record is from RefSeq and is a predicted model, not a curated record. Lineage: Eukaryota; Fungi; Ascomycota; Eurotiomycetes; Eurotiales; Trichocomaceae. Bases 1 to 414 code for a protein of 137 amino acids. The transcript has a single exon.
AUGCAAACCUCAAGAGACUCUGGGUUUGAUCAGGAUUAUGCAACCGGUAGUCCUUUGCACGAUACGGAAAACGAUACUCUUUUGAAUAGUGGAACAUAUCCGUCUCAACAAUAUCGAUACCCGAUUUUCUCACGUGCAAUUCCUAAGAAGCUAGUGGUGCUAGCUUUUAUUUCACAAUCACUGGUGAACAUCAUAUUAUCGAUUGCCUGUGUUACUUUGUUUUUAUGGGGUCAAUAUUCAUACCCGGGGAAUAAAGACAGAGACGACACGAUUUUCUACAGCUAUGGGGCGACGGAAAAAUAUAUGACACUCGAUCACAAAUUUGAUUAUUUGUGGUCUGAGACGGGAAAUUCAUCUUUGAUUAGAAUAGAUGAUUUGGAUCAGCAACGAACUGUUGAAUCUAUUAGCAUGUAA